Ceratitis capitata (Mediterranean fruit fly) is the source of this 2000-nucleotide messenger RNA. RefSeq names its product fatty acyl-CoA reductase wat. The coding region runs from base 105 to 1661 and encodes 518 amino acids. Lineage: Eukaryota; Metazoa; Arthropoda; Insecta; Diptera; Tephritidae. Gene Ontology annotation, biological process: long-chain fatty-acyl-CoA metabolic process. The record is from RefSeq and is a predicted model, not a curated record. Gene Ontology annotation, molecular function: alcohol-forming very long-chain fatty acyl-CoA reductase (NADP+) activity. The transcript has 7 exons. Gene Ontology annotation, cellular component: peroxisome.
GCGGCUUGAAACGGUUUAUACUUAAUUCUCCUCCUUAACGGAUUACAGUACUCGGUAGAUAUAACGAUAUUCGCUGAAUGCAUUUGAUCGAGUGAGUGUACAAAAUGAAAGCGGAAAUACAAGAAAUCAGUGUGAAUGAGAAAUAUCAGGAUUUCAAUAUGACAUCGGAAGUACAGGAGUUUUAUCGGGAUAAAAGUGUUUUUCUCACCGGCGGUUCGGGAUUUUUGGGAAAAGUAUUUAUUGAAAAAAUUCUGCGUGCCACAGAUGUAAAACGUAUUUAUAUACUAAUACGUCCAAAGAAGGAACUGACCGUAGAAGAUCGUAUUGAAGCCAUGUUCAAGAACCCGUUGUUCGCCGAUUUAAAUCAAAUGAAACCAACAGCCAGACAACGUGUCAUACCCAUACUCGGUGACUGUCAACUUGCCAAUAUGGGUAUCUCCCCGGAAGACCGUCAAACCCUUAUAGAUGAAGUGCAAAUCGUAAUGCACAGCGCCGCCACGGUCCGUUUUAAUGAGCCACUCUAUAAUGCAUUGGCCAUAAAUGUACGUGCCACCAUGGAUCUAAUGAAAUUGGCGAAAAAAAUGUACAAAUUACAAGCUUUCGUGCAUGUCUCUUCCGCCUUUGCCAAUUGUACGGUCUUUCACAUGGACGAGGUCUACUAUACAAACGAGCUCAAUAUUACAGCUGAAAAUAUGUGCAAAAUAGCCGAAUUACUGGGCCCGGAGAAAACGAAUCGCAUGACGAAUGAAUGGUGUGGCAAAUCGCCCAAUACAUAUACUUUUACAAAAGCACUGGCUGAAGAGGCGGUACUUUCACAAGGCAAAGACUUACCGAUUUGUGUCUUUCGACCUGGCAUAGUUAUACCCACCGCUAAAGAGCCAUUAGUUGGUUGGGUGGACAAUCUAUAUGGUCCGAUGAGCAUUUUAUACGGUGUUGCGCAUGGCAUACUCCGCGUACUCUAUGUGCACUUGGAUACGAAUGCGAAUUUCGUACCCGUAGAUAUGUGCGCCAAUCUAAUGUUGGUUUCGGCAUGGAACACAGCGAAAACUGGUGGACAAGUGGCUCCAUUGGAGAAGCCACCGAUAUAUAAUUUUGUGCCUGACGAACGUAAUAUGUUGAAAUGGGACACUUAUCGACGGACACUGGAGGAACACGCGCCCAAAAUGCCACUCACGAAAAUGAUUUGGUAUCCUUUUGCCAUAAUCGUCAAUUCAAAAUUGUUAUACAACAUUUUAAUAUUAUUUUACCACAUCAUACCCGGCUAUAUAUUUGACUUCCUGCUGCUUCUAAUGGGCAAGAAAAGAAGAAUGGUUAAAACAUAUCGAAAAAUACACAAACAAACCGCUGUGUUGGAUUAUUUCGUUGAACAUAAAUUCACUUUCACAAUGGAAAACACAUUAAAAUUAUGGCAUUCGCUCUCUGGAGCCGAUCAAAGUUUAUUCAAUUUCAAUAUGCUCGCAAUAAAUUGGCCUGAGUACUUUUACAACUCUUUAUUGGGUUUGCGCUGCUACAUGGGGCGAGAGCAACCCGAAACCAUACCGAAGGCCAAGCAACUUUGGAGCAGACUUCUCAUAUUACACCGCACCGUACAGCUGCUGGUCUAUGGCGGCGUUAGCGCUUUGUUAUCAUGGACAUUUCUGCGAGCUUUUCAAGUGCUUUAACAAUAAGUAACUAAAACAAAAAUCAUUUCUAUAGGGAAUAUGUAUUUCAAGGAUGAUAUAUUAUUUAUGUGCAUACAUAUAUAUAUAUGAAUAUACAUUGUUACUCAUGUGAUAAUCAACGAAGGUUAUAAAACUCGCUGAUUUUGUUUUGUAAUUAUACGUAUUAGGCUCGUGUAGUUUGAUUUCGUAAUUAAGUGUGUUAAUGUUAAUACAUACAUACAUAUGUAAUUGGUAUUAAGUUCUUUUGCGUGUGUACUCAUUGAAUGUAAUUUAACACUUACAAGUGUUUAAGUUUAACGUAAAUAAUUUUAUUUUUUUAUAUAAAUUGUUGUUGCUGCA